AUGCUUUUCUCUGGCAGGCAGUGUGACCAUGUUGGCAGACCUGAAGAACUUUUACUGACGUUAAAGAUAUUCCUUGUCAUCAUUUGUCUUCAUGUCACUGUGGUUACAUCCCUGGAAGAGCAUGCUGAUAAUUCCAGUUUGUUAUCACCUUCUGCUGAAUCAUCUCUUGUUCCUUUUGUCCCCUACUCCAAUGGUACUCCAGAGGUUGAAACUACAAGCUUAAAUGAUGCUACUUCGAGCGUAUUAUCUACUUUGAACAAAACAGAAAAAACUAAAAUCACUAUAGUAAAAACCUUCAAUGCAUCAGGUGUCAAACCCCAGAGAAAUAUCUGCAAUUUGUCAUCUAUUUGCAAUGACUCAGCCUUUUUUAGAGGUGAGGUCAUGUUUCAAUAUGAUGAAGAAAGCAAUGUUACCCAGAAUCAAGUUAUGGCUAAUGGCACCUCAACUGGAAUCCUGUCUCUAAGGGAAUUGAAACGAUCAGAACUCAACAAAACCCUGCAAACUUUAAGUGAGACUUAUUUUAUAGUGUGUGCUACAGCAGAGGCCCAAAGCACAUUAAAUUGUACAUUCACAAUAAAACUGCAUAAGACAAUGAACAUAUGUGCUGUGAUGGUUGCUUUGCAAACAGUAAAGAUUCGACCGAUGGAACAGUGCUGCUGUUCUGUCAGGAUCCCCUGCCCUUCCUCCCCGGAAGAGUUAGAAAAACUGCAGUGUGACGUGCAAGAUCCCGUUGUGUGUCUUGCUGGUCAUCCACAUGGUACACCAUUUUCUUCUUCCAGCAAUUCCAUCCCAGUUGCUCCUCAGGCCACCAUUGAGUCCCAGACCUCCAGUGCCUUCUCUUUUGCUGAGCCUCUAGCUCAUCCAGCUGUAAUCCAGAGCCCUCACUCUCCAACAGGGGUGAUUCCCCUUUCUUCUCCCCAGCCUUCAGCUCCCAUAGCUUCCAGCCCUGCCAUUGAUAUGCUCCCCCAGUCUGGAACUAUCUCUUCCCCUGCGCCUCCAACUCAUCUUUCCCACACCCUGCCACCUGUGAAAUCCGUACCUCCCUCUCCCACCACGUCUGCCCCUGUGAAUGUCAACACGACCAGCACACCUCCUGACAAGACAGAAAUUGUUCACACCAGCAGCGUCAGUGUUUCUGAGCUUGAGAACCAAGUGUCCCGGAUGGAGAAGGUUCUUUCCUUAGGCAGCUUGGAGCCUAACCUCGCAGGACAAAUGAUAAACCAAGUCAGCAGACUCCUUCAUUCCCCGCCCACCUUGCUGGCCCCUUUGGCCCAAAGAUUGCUAAAAGUAGUGGAUGACAUUGGCUUACAGCUGAAUUUUUCAACCAAGACCGUAAGUCUGACCUCCCCUUCUUUGGCUCUGGCUGUGAUCAGAGUGAAUGCCAGUAAUUUUGACACAACUACUUUUGCUGCCCAAGACCCUGCAAAUCUUCAGGUUUCUCUGGAAACUCAGGCUCCUGAGAACAGUAUUGGUGUUAUUACUCUGCCUUCUUCGCUGAUGAGUAAUUUACCAGCUAAUGAUGUGGAGCUGGCUUCCAGGGUGCAGUUCAACUUUUUUGAAACACCUGCCCUGUUUCAGGACCCUGCCUUGGAGAACCUCUCUCUGAUCAGCUAUGUCAUUUCCUCGAGCGUGGCGAACCUGACAGUCAAGAAUUUGACAAGAAACGUGACGGUUACAUUAAAGCACGUCCACCGGAGCCAGGAUGACUUAACAGUGAGAUGUGUAUUUUGGGACUUGGGCAGAAAUGGUGGCAGAGGAGGCUGGUCAUCUGAUGGCUGCUUUGUCAAAGACAGGAGGCUAAAUGAAACCACCUGUACCUGUAGCCACCUUACAAGCUUCGGCGUCCUACUGGACUUGUCUCGAACAUCCUUGCCACCGGCUCAGAUAAUGGCCCUGACAUUUAUCACCUAUAUUGGUUGUGGGCUUUCAUCAAUUUUUUUGUCAGUUACUCUUGUAACCUACAUAGCCUUUGAAAAGAUCCGGAGGGAUUACCCUUCCAAAAUCCUCAUCCAGCUGUGUGCGGCUCUGCUGCUGCUGAACCUGGUGUUCCUCUUGGACUCGUGGAUUGCUUUGUAUGACAUAAGAGGCCUCUGCAUCUCAGUGGCUAUAUUUCUGCAUUAUUUUCUCUUGGUCUCGUUCACUUGGAUGGGCCUGGAAGCAUUCCAUAUGUACCUGGCCCUUGUCAAAGUGUUUAAUACUUACAUCCGAAAAUACAUCCUUAAAUUCUGCAUUGUUGGUUGGGGGGUACCAGCUGUGGUUGUGACCAUUGUCCUGAUUAUAUCUCCAGAUAACUAUGGACUUGGAUCCUAUGGGAAAUUCCCCAACGGGUCACCUGAUGACUUUUGCUGGAUCAACAGCAAUGCUGUAUUCUAUAUUACGGUUGUGGGAUAUUUCUGUGUGAUAUUUUUGCUGAAUGUCAGCAUGUUCAUUGUGGUCCUGGUUCAACUUUGUCGAAUUAAAAAGAAGAAGCAACUGGGAGCCCAGCGAAAAACCAGUAUUCAAGAUCUCAGGAGUGUCGCUGGCCUUACGUUUUUACUAGGAAUUACUUGGGGCUUUGCCUUCUUUGCCUGGGGACCAGUUAAUGUCACCUUCAUGUAUCUCUUUGCCAUCUUUAACACCUUACAAGGAUUUUUCAUAUUCAUCUUUUACUGUGUAGCAAAAGAGAAUGUCAGAAAGCAGUGGAGACGGUAUCUGUGUUGUGGAAAGUUACGACUGGCUGAAAAUUCUGACUGGAGUAAAACUGCUACUAAUGGUUUAAAGAAGCAGACUGUAAACCAAGGAGUGUCGAGCUCUUCAAAUUCCUUACAGUCAAACAGUAACUCCACCCAGUCCACCACGCUGCUAGUGAAUAAUGAUUGCUCAGGACUCACGAGUGGAAACGCGAACGCUUCUACAGAGAAGAAUGGUUUUUCUUUCAAUCUUCAGAAUGGAGAUGUGUGCCUCCAUGAUUUCACUGGAAAACAGCACAUGUUUAAUGAGAAAGAAGAUUCUUGCAGUGGUAAAAACCGUAUCGCUCUAAGAAGGACUUCAAAGCGGGGAAGCUUACACUUUAUUGAGCAAAUGUGA
Molecule: messenger RNA, 3066 nt
Organism: Lipotes vexillifer (Yangtze River dolphin)
Lineage: Eukaryota; Metazoa; Chordata; Mammalia; Artiodactyla; Lipotidae
Gene: ADGRG2
Product: adhesion G protein-coupled receptor G2
Exons: 28
Coding region: 1-3066 (1021 amino acids)
Biological process (GO): adenylate cyclase-activating G protein-coupled receptor signaling pathway; cell surface receptor signaling pathway
Cellular component (GO): plasma membrane
Molecular function (GO): G protein-coupled receptor activity
Source: RefSeq, a predicted model, not a curated record